GAUAUUAGACGGGUUUUGCAAUGAGAGAUGCGGCGGAUUCAUCAUCAUACUCAGGAUACGAGAAAGGUUUAAUGAAACAAACAAUGCUAGAGCACGAAGCCGUAUUUAAGAAUCAGGUGCAUGAGCUUCACCGUUUGUAUAGAGUACAGCAGAAUUUGGUCGAUGAAGUAAAAGGGAAGAACUUGAAUGAAGAUAUGAACGUGAGUGAUCAUACAUCGGGAAAUGCAGGUCAGAGGAAGUUACCUGGAUUUCUCUUACCAAACUCAACUUAUGGAGAAGGAAGCAGCACACAAGCUUGCAACGGUCGUUUGCAAAAUGGGGUUAGUUCAAAGGAUGGGGACGCGUUCGAGGUUAGAGAUGUGAAGGUCAGGAGAAGAAUGAUUGAUCUUCAACUCCCAGCCGAUGAGUAUCUUGAUACUGAUGAUACUAGUGAUACCGGUGAGAAUACAAGCUUCCCUCCAUACAACCAGUCAACAUCAGGAAGAGGGGAUGCUUCUCAGCGGAGCUAUCCUUCAGGAUCGUGCUUGGAUGUUAAGAACUCAAAUGGCUUAGCUGACUUGAAUGAGCCACUCAAAUGGCAAGAUUCAGAACAUGUUGCUCUCUCAAGGGAUAUGUAUCCUCAUUAUGGAAGAAACAAUGCUCAUGUUCAAGGUCAGUGGUUGGAGAAAAAUCGAAGUCAAAAUGGAUGGAUGGUCCUUCAAGCAGGGCAUGAUAGGAGCACUCAGAGAGAUCAGCUGCAUCUGCCUUCCCAUUCAGGACAAGUACUUUCUAACAAUGCAUUUCAACCUCAGAGCUAUCUUACAACUGAUCAUAGCAAGGUCAAAUUCUCUGGGGAAAGAGCAUAUCGUGAGCUAGAAGUUCGCUCAAAGACUCCUCACGUUUCUUAUGAUAGCUACGUGGAAUCAAGUGUGGCAUCUAAUGCUCCAAGAUUACUCAACGACUACCGCCCUGACUUUGUCAGACCAUGGACCCAUUGGUCUUCAUCCUGGGAGAACCCUAUGAGCAGCUCACAUCAGAAAUCUUACCCAGUUCAAACGAAUCCCUACAUGAAUUUUGACACACAUGCAAGACCAGAUUCGAGUUUUGAGAAUAGAAGCCAUGUCUCUAAUGGGCUUUAUCAAGGAUUCUCUUCAGGGUCAAAGCAGUCAUUCUUUAAUGUCCCAUCAACCGGCUUUAUACCAAAUGCUUCUUUAGGUGAGGUAGCGAAAAGCCAGAGUUUUGUAAGUCUUCAAGGGCCAAAAAAGCAGGAAUGCUCAGCUGGGUUGCCCUGGCUAAAACCUAGCCCCCCUUACAAAAGUGGAAUGUCCAAUGGCUUCUUUGAUUUGAAUGCUUCGACAAAUCAAUUCAUGGAUGGAACUGACGCAGGGGACGACCAGACUUGUGCUUCUGCUCUGAAGGGUUUGCGAUCUGCUUCAUACUCUAAUAAUGCAAACCUGGGGAGAGCUGAAAUGAGCAACUCUCAGAGUAGUACAAAAAUUAUUGGGGGCCCAAUCAUUGGGAAGCAAUUUGUUUGCAAGCAGGAGCGUACGCCCCUUAUCUCUAAUUCCUUAUGGAUUGCUAAUCAACACAAGGAAGUAAAUCACUUGGUAAAGCGAGACCUCGAUAUUAACUUGCCAUGUGAUGCCUCGGUUUCUGUUGACCAGCAUGGUGCUAAAGCCUAUUAUGUAGACAAGAAAGAAGGGAAAAAAGCUGCCAACUUCAGACACUACAUUGAUCUGAAUUCAUGUGCUAAUGAGGAUGAUGAAGAUUCCGGCUUGCUUUCCAGUCGGAGUGUGAAAACAAAAGCAAGAACUUGGAUAGAUUUGGAAGCUCCCCCUACUCUCGAGAGUGAAGAAGAAGGAGAUAGCUCGCAGGAGAAAACAAAUGAAGAAACUUGGGGAUUGAUGCAAGGCCAAGACGGAAACUCUAUGAAUGAACUCAUCAAGGUAGCAGCAGAAGCAAUAGUUGCCAUCUCAAUGUCUGGUCACCAACGCAAUCCUGAUGACGCAGCUUCCUCUUCAACUGAUGCGGCUGCAAAAAGCCCGCUCUCUUGGUUUGCAGAAAUAAUCACUUCUUGCGAUGAUGAGUUAGAAAGAAAGGUUGAUGGUUCUCCAGAAGCCACAGACUUUGAGGGUUACAGGGAAGACUAUUCUUCUGGGGAGAUUGAUUACUUUGAAGCCAUGACCCUGAAUAUACAGCAGACAAAGGAAGAAGACUACAUGCCAGAGCCAUUAGUCCCUGAGAAUCUGAAAUUCGAAGAUACAGGUAUUAACAAGCCAAGAAGAGGACAAGCUAGACGAGGAAGACCAAAGCGGGAUUUCCAGAGGGAUAUUCUCCCUGGACUCUCUUCUCUGUCGAGGCAUGAAGUCACUGAAGAUAUCCAAAUGUUUGGGGGGCUUAUGAAAACCGGAGACUGCACUUGGAGUUCUGGAUUGGCUGUUCGACGGAACUCAAAAAGAAAACGACUGGUCACCAACACAAGCCAAGCUCCAGUAUGCCCGUCAAUGGCGCAGCCAAUGAAUGAGAGCGUAUCAGUGGGAGGACUUGAAGACAGUAAGCUCACAGGAUGGGGACAAGCAACAAGAAGACAGAGGAGACAAAGGUGCCCUCCUGCAGGUAAUCCCGCAACCGUGAUCUUAACAUGAUAGUUUCUGGAAAUAAUCGGAAUUUACCAAA
Molecule: messenger RNA, 2655 nt
Organism: Arabidopsis arenosa
Lineage: Eukaryota; Viridiplantae; Streptophyta; Magnoliopsida; Brassicales; Brassicaceae
Source: the annotation of a GenBank genome assembly